Messenger RNA from Anoplopoma fimbria (sablefish), 822 nucleotides. RefSeq lists its product as uncharacterized. Gene Ontology annotation, molecular function: RNA polymerase II general transcription initiation factor activity; DNA binding. Lineage: Eukaryota; Metazoa; Chordata; Actinopteri; Perciformes; Anoplopomatidae. Gene Ontology annotation, biological process: DNA-templated transcription initiation. The coding region runs from base 1 to 822 and encodes 273 amino acids. The record is from RefSeq and is a predicted model, not a curated record. The transcript is spliced from 8 exons.
AUGGACGAGUCAGCGCUGGAGCGGUACUUUGAUAAAUUCAUUGAUUAUGACUCCUCAAAGAUGGAGACGGAGGAGUUGAGCGGAGAUCUUAGCUCACUGCCUGAUGAGCUCCUGACACUCUUUAAGGACGACACUGAGAGCAGAACAGAGUCCUGUGACAGCAGCACCAGUCUGGACUACAGCUCCCAGAAUCCCACAGCAGCGGCUGAGCUCCCAGAUGUCUUGUCCCCGGCGGUUCGUCCCGUGACCCCGGUGACCCCUGAGACACAUCAACCAGUAUUCCACCCCCAGAUAAAGAACGUCAUCUCCACGGUGAAGCUGGGCUGCUAUCUGGACCUGCUCUUUAUAGCUCGCAGAACCUGGAACGUAGAGUACAAACCAGAGGUACCUGUUGUGUUCCAGGUUUUCAAGGCGCUCAUCAUGAGGAUCCGUCGGCCGCCAACCACAGCGCUGUUCUACAGAUCUGGGUUCAUCGUGUGUUCAGGAGCCAAGAGUGAGGAGCAGUCGCGGCUGUCGGCCAGGAAGUACUGCCGCAUCGUUCAAAAUCUGGGCUUCCCCGUCCGCUUCCUGGACUUCAAGAUCCGGAACAUCGUGGCCAACUGCAAGACCUUCCCGGUCAGACUGGAACAGCUGGCUUACCAUCAGCCCUGCAGUUAUGAACCGGAGCUGUUUCCUGGACUCUUCUACAACAGUUUUCCUGGUAUCUCCAUCACCAUCUUCUCAUCUGGAAAAAUGUUUCUGAGCGGAGCUAAAAAGGAGGAUGAGGUCUACGAAAUGCUUCACACCGUCUGUAGAAUCCUGAAGGGCUUCAGGAGGCUGUGA